This is a messenger RNA of Peromyscus leucopus (white-footed mouse), 6220 nucleotides long. RefSeq names its product T-box transcription factor 20 (gene Tbx20). Gene Ontology annotation, cellular component: nucleus. Gene Ontology annotation, biological process: cell fate specification; heart looping; positive regulation of DNA-templated transcription. Bases 494 to 1831 code for a protein of 445 amino acids. The record is from RefSeq and is a predicted model, not a curated record. Gene Ontology annotation, molecular function: RNA polymerase II cis-regulatory region sequence-specific DNA binding; DNA-binding transcription factor activity, RNA polymerase II-specific. NCBI's taxonomy places the organism in Eukaryota, Metazoa, Chordata, Mammalia, Rodentia, Cricetidae. The transcript has 8 exons.
GGGGCAGCGGGAGCCCAGGCGCAGUGUAGGUCGCGCCUGGCUGCGCUCAGCACAACGGCGAUCCGGCUCCCUGGUUUCCGCACCCUCGAGAGUCCCACAGCGGGUCAUCACCUCUCCGUGGCCUGGGCCACUCUUCGGUCCCCAGCAGGGGAGGGAGGGGGAACUCGGAGUGGGUGCUGGGCACCCUGCAUUUUACGCAGUUGAUGUUUGGCGUGCCCGGCGGCUAGCACACAGUCUUGAGUUCGCGGCUGGUCCACACCCUGCUUUCCCGCUGGUUCGAAGUCUCUGCGGCUCCCAGGCUUUGCUCUAGCGGACUGGAGAGGCCAGCGUGGAGCUCUGGGGACGUGGGGGACGGACUCUUCGGGAGUCCCCAGUUCCGCUCUGACUGCACUCGGGAACUUUGAGCUGCGUUUCGGGUCUUUGUCUCCCUUGGGAGAAGCUGGACUGCGGUUUGGCAGGCCCGGUCCCUGACCAGGACCGCACGCUGGGGACCAUGGAGUUCACCGCGUCGCCCAAGCCCCAGCUCUCCUCUCGAGCCAAUGCCUUCUCCAUCGCCGCGCUCAUGUCCAGCGGCGGCCCCAAGGAGAAGGAGGCAGCAGAAAACACCAUCAAACCCCUGGAACAAUUCGUGGAGAAGUCGUCCUGCGCCCAGCCCCUGGGUGAGCUCACCAGCCUGGAUGCUCACGCGGAGUUCGGCAGCGGGGGCGGCAGCCCUUCCUCAUCCUCUCUCUGCACAGAGCCACUGAUCCCCACCACCCCCAUCAUCCCCAGCGAGGAGAUGGCUAAAAUCGCCUGCAGCUUGGAAACGAAGGAGCUCUGGGACAAAUUCCAUGAACUGGGCACCGAGAUGAUCAUCACCAAGUCCGGAAGGAGGAUGUUCCCGACCAUCCGCGUGUCAUUUUCUGGAGUGGAUCCUGAGGCCAAGUACAUAGUCCUGAUGGACAUCGUCCCGGUGGACAACAAGAGGUAUCGCUAUGCCUACCACCGGUCCUCAUGGCUGGUAGCCGGCAAGGCUGACCCUCCCUUGCCAGCCAGGCUCUAUGUGCAUCCAGACUCCCCCUUUACUGGUGAGCAGCUCCUCAAACAGAUGGUGUCUUUUGAAAAGGUGAAACUCACCAACAACGAACUCGAUCAACAUGGCCAUAUAAUUUUGAAUUCAAUGCAUAAGUACCAGCCGCGGGUGCACAUCAUAAAGAAGAAAGACCACACGGCUUCCCUGCUCAAUCUGAAGUCAGAAGAAUUCAGAACAUUCAUCUUUCCAGAGACAGUCUUCACAGCGGUCACGGCCUACCAGAACCAGCUGAUAACCAAGCUGAAAAUAGACAGCAAUCCGUUUGCCAAAGGAUUCCGGGACUCCUCCAGGCUCACUGACAUUGAGAGGGAGAGUGUGGAGAGCCUGAUCCAGAAGCAUUCCUAUGCCCGCUCACCCAUCCGCACCUAUGGAGAGGAGGAUGUACUGGGGGAGGAGAGUCAAACAACUCCAAAUCGAGGAUCAGCCUUUACAACAUCUGACAAUUUGUCUCUCAGUUCCUGGGUGUCAUCGUCUUCUAGUUUCCCUGGAUUUCAGCAUCCGCAGACCCUGACUGCUCUUGGCACCAGCACAGCGUCCAUAGCGACACCCAUUCCUCACCCUAUCCAGGGUUCUCUGCCACCGUACAGCCGCCUGGGAAUGCCUCUGACCCCAUCUGCCAUUGCCAGCUCCAUGCAGGGAAGUGGUCCCACAUUCCCUUCCUUCCACAUGCCUCGAUACCAUCACUACUUCCAGCAGGGGCCCUAUGCAGCCAUCCAAGGACUACGCCACUCCUCUGCGGUGAUGACACCGUUUGUAUGACUCUUCUGAGAGUGGGGGAAGCUAGAUCCAGGAUGUGCAAAUGGGUAUGACAAUAUAGGAGAUUGAUGGGUGGGUGGGAGGUGGGGUAUUGGAGCGGGGGCUCUCCAGGAAAUACAGGACUCAUUAAAGCGGAGAGCUGGACUCACAGUAAAACCUACUUGUAAGGGAGUGCACCAUGGGCCAGGAUUCAUCUGUAGUUGGAUCCAGAAGAGAAUCAGUGUAAAGUUUAGCCAGCCCACUCCUACAACUAACAGAACAUCAGUUUACCUAGAAAGCUUAAUGAUCCAAGGCAAAGGAAUCCCACGGUGCGUUAUUCCUAGCGGUUAAAAGUCCUGUUGAUGCAGUAUUGUAUGAAAUCCUCGUGUAUAGCUUUUCUUUCUGCUUUCAACAGGUUCAAAGCAUCGUCCAGGAGGCAAUACUAUAUAGCAUAUUGAAAUGCUCAAGUCCAUUUCUCCCAGUAGAAAAUGGGAGCCAAUAGCGAAAUGUGUGUAGUGCUGUAGCUGAAGCAUGUUUAGUUUCCUUUAUGUCAGUUUGCUGGGGAAGGGGCAGAGUUAGUACGAAUGCGUCCUGUGGUGUGAAUGGACAUACGGUGAUGCCUUUACCAAGUUCCUGCCGUAUCCGCAGGCCGCGACACCAUAAGCUCUGUCUUUAUUCCUUCUUUUUUUUUUCCUAAUAAUUCUUUUUCUUGCAAAAACUUUUCAGUUAUGUAGAGGAAACCCUCUGUAUGCUAUUUUUAAAGUAAGAAGCUCUGUUAUUAUCAAAGAGGUUGGCUUUGGGGCACUGCAUUCUUGAUAAGCUGCUGGCAUCGCCACUGAGGACCUCUCCAGAGCCCAUGCAAUGUGAUGGAUGAGGUUCUCCUUUACAGACUACAAUCAAAAUACAGUGGUUCUCUUCAGAGGGGAAUUUCUGUGUCAUAGGAGCCGAAGUCCCUUUUAUUUUCACUUCAGUGGUGGGGGAUCUUUUGCCUAUUAAAACAUACUGGGCCAAAUUCUGAUUUUUUAAAAUCUGCUUUAUUCCUGUCGCCAUUGUCAUCAGGGAUUUGCCAAUGACCAUUCUCCCACGGGCGGCUCACCAUGCUUUCAUGUAUGCUUACAGCAUGGAUGUGCCCUGCCUCUGACUUCUCUCAUCUGUCUGUGAUAUGUUUACGGACUCCUUUCCAUUUUCCUCAGCCGCCAACAUGAAGUUGCAUGUCAAUUCUGUGACUCCCUGACAGAAACACUAACAGUUCUUACCAGCAAACUAGAGCUUCACCCAGCUCUUGCUUCCUUCCUAAGCCUCUCCUCUAUAAGUACACUAGAGAUUAUGUUUUACUUCUAUAUAAUCAAUAUGUUAUUUUUGAACAACAUGUAUCUUAGCCUUUACAGUCAGGGCAACAAAUCUGGUAUUUUGCAAUAAUGCAUUUCCCUAAUCAUAUAGAUUUAUUCAAGUCAUUAGACCUUCAGCUUUGAAGACAGUGUGUUCCACCUUGAGGGUGUGACUGGUUUGCUUCACACAGUUCCCCUAAACUUUAUUUUGGUUUAAUUUUCAUAUGUGGUUUUUAUUCUGCUCUGUUCCUAUUUCAAAUGUGUUGAAUGUGCUAGAAGACAUGAGAAAUAGCACUCCUGACUGUAGAAGUGUAUUUAGGCAUAAAUGCAAUAUACAACAUCACUCCACAAUUUUUACUGGUAGUUUUGUGGAAUGACUUUCCAGGCCGAGUCCAACCUGUGAAACAGGGUACCACACACAGCCUGAGUGUGGGAUGCUGGCUUUAGAUGUUGCCCUUGAUAAUCUCCACAAAGUCCAUAGCUGAGUUACAAAGAAACAUGAUCUGUCAGGAAAACCAUAGUAAGCUCCCAUGCCACACACUGCGGGUGAAUCUAGCUUCUUGUGGGUCACGCAGUCAUAUGCACAGAUAGUUGGUUUCCAGACAAGUAUGGACAUGCAUUUCCUUUAAAAACAACUUGUGAGUGAUGUUUAAAAUAAACGCCCAUACAGCUAGGUUAUCGGAUUGGACUUAAUGAUUGGCCUCUUGCAAAAGUACCUUGAAACAAAACACUGCAGGAAAAACAAAGAUGCUAUUUUACAGGAUGCUGUGAUACUAAAGUGAAUGUAUGUCAGCAUUUUCUUUUCCAUGACAACAAAAGGAUUGUUUUAAUACUGUUUUUGUAGUUUUCCCAAUCUGUGUGCCUCACAGUAUGUUUGUGGGUUUUUGGUUGUUGCUGUUGUUAAAUAUGAUCUUUUGUCAGUACUUUUUAGAAUUUUGCUUGCAAUUCAGCAAUAUGAGAAUGAAACUGAGUGGAAGGCAUAGUGGCCAGCAAAGCGGGCUCUUGAAAUUUUUGCCCUAAAAUUCUUAACUAGAUGUUUGUUUCCCCAGUUGGUAUUACAUGAACCAGACAGAAACCACCCAAGGGAAAUGGGGUCAUGGGAAUGCCUGGCACUCAAGCCUGGGAGCCACCUGUAACUUUGGAACUUAUUGUGGUCUUCAAUUUUUAUAAAUCCCUUGGGAAUUUACUAUUUAAAAUCCGAAUGUUCAUUCCACCAAAACUGAAGACAAGAAUUAGAUAUUAACAGGUAAAUCCAAUUGAAUAAUAAUAACUAAGACUUACAAUAUAUCUGGAAUAAAGUCAGGGCUUCCGCUUUGCCUGGCCCAAUGCGGUGCUGCCGAAGACACCAGGCCAGGCUUGCUUCACUGAACUCUAACAGACUGGUUCAUAACUUACUGGAUUCUGACCCAUGCUCUGGUUUUAAAAUGUAACUCAAUAGUUCUAAGUUGAGUUGUGCCAAUUCUUUAUUUAGUGAAUCAUCCUACCAGCUUGCUGUCCUUGGCGUUCUUGUGGAAACACACCCAGUUGUGUCUGGCAUAUCAACAAAUGUUAGGUAGCAUUUCCUAGCUCAAUGGUCUGCUCCAUUGCUGGCAUUUUCAGCUUGUAACAGUGGUGUAUUGUUGGGAAGAGCUGCCAGUAUUUGUAGUGAGUGGGUACAGAGACAUAAAACCUCUUGAAAAGAGCUUGAUCAUGUAGCAGAAACAUUGUGUAGGGCUUUGUAUAAGAGCUGCACUGGCUUCUGGGCCAUUCUUAGAUCUUAUCUCCCAACCACUGGCCAAAUGUCUGCCAUUUUGCUUCUCCAGAUACAACUCUCCCCUCCCUAAACACAGUAAUAAAAACAAAGGGAAUCCUUUACAUGCUCAAGAAAUAUUAGAAAUGAAACCUCAUGCCUCACAUUGCCUAUGAGCAUUUCAGGGAGAUGUUAGAAUAUUUAUCUUAUUUCUUUAUUUCAGAUUAACUUUUCAAGCUACAUUGCUAAUAUAGAGGACAAAGGACAAUUAUGUUAGGAAAAUUACCUAUAAAUAAAACGGAUGGGAGGACUUCCCACUCCUUCAGAUAGGCAGGCAAGCUCAGUGGUGACUUUAGUCCUUAAUGAGCAGGCUAACACACUACAUUAAAACUCAUGUUUUUUACUCAGUAUUCUAUUGAGUAAGAAAAACCACUUCCAUUGUUAAAUGGGCAGGGAACUGAUAACUGUUACAAACAAAACAAUACUCACUCUGACAAAGCAGUAGACAAAAGAAAAAAAAAAUUAGCUCGUUCCUCUAGAGAGUUACUGCAGGAAGGAUGAGUUUUAUAUUCAUUUUUUUUGUAUUGUCUUAGAAUGAAAGGCAUUGCUACAAACAAGCAAAGGGAAGGUUAUAAACCUUUAAAACAUUAAGAAAGCAUAAACCCUUUUGUCAUGGCUUACUAUUCUGUACUACUAGAAAACACCAAAACACUUAUUUUUCCCCUGAAAGCUACAUAUAGGAAGGCUCAUUUAAGUAUUUGAUGGGUUAAUAAUCCCUAAGUAUUUUUUAGCUUUAUUUAUCUGCCUCUCUCAUAUAAUUUCAAUCUCUUCCCCUUUUAAAGAAAGCAUCCUGUAAAGAAAAUAAAUUGUGUGUGUGUGCAUGUAUGUGUGUGUGUGUGUGUGUGUGUGUGUGUGUGAAAUAGUACAUCUGGACAAAAGAUACAAUUUCUUGUAUUUUACUUCUAGCACAAAGACAUAUGGUAUUAAGUUGCUUUUUAAAAAAUUGUCAGAAAUCUGAAGUUCUUUUGUUAGCUAAAGUAUGAAAUUCUGUAUCACCUGUUAGGCAGACUCUGUCACAGUUUCCUUGUUUGCUGUGUCUUCAUUUGCUUAAUGAAUUGCGUGGAAAGGUCACUGUAAUGCAGUGUGUGGGGUGGGGGAAGGGAGUGGGAAAUGUUCUAUGGGGAAAAAAUUAUAAGCCUAAUACUAUGAAGUAACAUCUAAUGAAGUUCUGUUUAAGUGCAAUAUAUUUAUUUCUGCCAGAAAUGUAUUAUCAACCUUAUGUAAUAUUUGAAGCAUAACAUGUUAUUUGUAAACAGCUAAAAUUAUAUAUUAUCCCGAAUUGUACAGAAGCAUUAA